This is a messenger RNA of Linum tenue, 3156 nucleotides long. The record is from the annotation of a GenBank genome assembly. Lineage: Eukaryota; Viridiplantae; Streptophyta; Magnoliopsida; Malpighiales; Linaceae.
AUGUCGAGUAAUGCUAUCCUACUCCUACUUCUCGCCACAAUCUACUAUUCCUUCUUCCUUUUCUCCCCGUCAAUCGACUUCCUGUUGCCUGCCAAUGCUGCUAGUACAAACGAAACUGACCGACUUGCGCUACUUGAAUUCAGAAAAGCCGUAACCAGCGACCCGAAUGGAGUUUUGCAGUCAUGGAAUGAUUCAGUCCAUUUCUGCAACUGGGUCGGCGUUUUCUGCAACGACAAGCAACGAGUCACAUCUCUAGCCAUGUCUCAGCAGGACCUGGUGGGCACUCUGUCUCCACACAUUGGCAACCUCACCUUCCUUCAGGCUAUCAGCCUGGAUAAGAACAGUUUCCAGGGUGAGAUCCCGGCGGAAAUUGGCAACCUGCUUCACCUCCAGCACCUAAAUAUCAGCAGGAAUUUCCUCACCGGAGAAAUUCCUGACAACCUGACCCGGUGCUCCGAGCUCAGGAUCAUUCAACUGCAGAUCAAUCACUUACAGGGGAGGAUUCCUUGGGAGAUUGGGUCACUGUCCAAGCUUGUGUCCAUAAGGAUUCAGCAGAAUAAUUUGACCGGGGAAAUUCCGCCUUCGGUUGGAAACCUGUCGAACCUGAUCGACUUCGGAGCUUCUUUUCUCAACUUGGUGGGAACAAUUCCGGAGAGUUUAGGCAACCUGCGCAGCUUGCAAAACAUCUCUCUCGCCAAUAACCAACUGACCGGUGCGAUUCCUCGAUCCUUCUUCAAUAGUACUUCAGUUGGAAUCAUCGCCAUUCCUUGGAAUCAUUUCACAGGUAGUUUGCCGGAGGAUAUAGGCUUCACGCUACCGAAUAUCAGGAAGUUCGCUAUUUCCAAGAACGAGUUUGUGGGGUCCAUCCCAGAAUCGUUCUGCAAUGUCACGGGGCUAGAGAUGUUGGACAUGAACAAGAAUGGUUUCACGGGACGGAUUCCCAAUUGUCUCGGGAAUUUGCCCAGAUUCAACUGGCUAUCGGUGGGAGACAAUCGUCUCGGCAAUUAUUCGUCAGCGGACUUGGAGUUCUUGACUGGGUUGCAGAACUGUACCCAACUGCAAUGGUUUGUCAUAAGUAUUAACAACUUUGGCGGCUCUUUACCUAGCUCCAUAGCUAACCUUUCAGCCCAGCUCACUACAAUUGCCCUUUCGCAGAAUCAGUUCACAGGACAGAUCCCUUCAGACUUGGAGAAAUUCGUCAACUUGAAUUACCUCGAUCUGUCUUAUAACUUCUUUCGAGGUAUCAUUCCCUCUUCCUUCGACAAGUUGCUGAAUUUGGAAAGCUUGCUCUUGUUAGUAAAUCAGCUAUCGGGACCAAUUCCAAUCACCAUUGGAAACCUGACUCAAUUGUCAGUGCUCGAUGUCUCAAACAACAGACUAGAAGGCAUUCUUCCCUCGGGUAUCAAAUCUUGUGUGCAAUUGAACUAUUUGGACGUUUCCUGGAAUUCUCUUGUCGGCAUUAUCCCUAGUGAAGUCUUCACUCUUCCUUCCUUGACUAAACUAUUGAACCUGUCGAGCAACAUGUUCAUCGGCAACCUGCCUCCAGAAAUCGGGAAGCUAGAAUCCCUGAACACCUUGGAUGUUUCUCAUAAUCUCCUGAUGGGGCCGAUUCCGAACACCAUCGGGAGUUGCAAGAAUUUGGAGUAUCUCUGCUUGCAAGGGAAUUCCUUCAAUGGUUCCAUCCCUCCUUCUUUAGCUUCCUUGAAAGGACUCCAACAUCUGGAUCUUUCGCUCAACAAAUUACAAAGCGAGAUUCCACAGGAUCUUCAGAACAUUAAAGUUCUCCAGUAUCUAAAUCUUUCCUUCAAUCACCUUGAAGGCCAAGUGCCAAAAGAAGGCAUCUUUUCCAAUGCAAGCGGGCUAUCCCUAGCAGGAAAUGGUAUGCUCUGUGGUGGUGUAGUGGAUCUACAUCUCCCAACAUGCCAAACCAGUAAGGGUAUUGAACAUCAUGGUACCAAAUCGCGUAGAAUUGCCUUGAUAUUUAUUGUUCCUUUUGUGGGUCUAUCAUUCCUUUCAUUGUUAGCAUAUCUAUUGAUCUUCAAGACGAGAAGGUCGAAGAAGCCGGCUGAAGAAUAUCCAAUAUUACCUAGUUUUAUCAGGGUGUCUUACAGAGACCUCUACACAGCAACUGAUGGGUUCUCGCCAAGUUGUUUAGUUGGGUCCGGCAGCUUUGGCGAUGUCUACAAAGGUCAGCUAAAUGACACAGAGGCACCAGUAGCUAUCAAAGUUCUGAAGCUAGAAAAAAGGAAGGCUUACAAGAGCUUGGCCGCAGAAUGCAAUGCACUGAGGAGCAUUAGGCACCGGAAUCUCGUCAAGGUUCUAUCCUUCUGUUCCAGUCUGGACAACGAUGGCGAUGAAUUCAGAGCUCUGGUCUUUGAGUACAUGCCCAAUGGGAACUUGGAGAACUGGUUGCACGCCACUGAUGGUCCCCGGAAUCUAACUCUGGUUCAAAGGCUCAAUAUUGCGAUAGAUGUAGCAUCCGCGCUACACUAUCUUCAUGACCUCUGCGAAACUCCAAUCGUUCAUUGUGAUUUGAAACCAAGCAAUGUGCUUCUCGAUGAAUCCAUGGCUGCUCAUCUGAGUGAUUUCGGCAUAGCAAGGAUCCUUUCGGUCGAGGAAGAUACCGCCUUAUCUAGCACAAUUGGCAUCAAAGGAACGAUCGGUUACACUCCACCAGAGUAUGGGAUGGGCAGCUUAGUGGCAAAAGAAGGCGAUGUCUUCAGCUUCGGAAUCCUCCUCCUGGAACUGUUUUCCGGCAAAAGACCCACCGACCAAAUGUUCGGAGACGGCCGGAAUCUACGAGAUUUUGUGUGUGCAGCGCUUCCGGAUACGAUAUCUGUGGUAUUGGACCCGAUGCUCUUCUCCGGUGGAGACAUAAUUGACUCGGCGGCGGAAAACGGCAGCGGCAAUGAGAUCACCGAAUCAGUCAUUCUCCACCACGGAGCGAGUAACUUGAGGGAGGAGAGACUCACGAGGUCGAGCCCAUACCGUAAUUGCAUGAUUUCGGUGGCUGAAAUCGGAAUAGCUUGCUCACGAGAGUCGUCGGCGGAGCGGAUGAAGACGGCGGACAUUUCACAGAAGCUGCAUUCCAUCAGGGAUGCUUUUCUGGCCAGCACCGCCCCUCGUCCACCCAGAGAAUCCCCAGGCCGGGCUUGA